AUGGCGGAUUUGAUUAACUUUAUUUCAAAGAGGGAAAUUGACGCGAAAAAAGAAGAAACUAGGAAAGCAAGAGAGCAAAUCCUCAAAAAGGUAAGCCUCCUCGGUGGUUGAUCAAUAAAAAUGCUUGAAAAAUCGAGUCAGUCACGUAGAAAUGCCUUCCACAGAAAAGCAUCAUGUAUAUCUUAUCGAGUGCUUCUAAAAGUGCUUUUAUUUGGCGCGUUAGACAACGGUUGAAGCAUAGUUAAACGUUGAUCUAUCUUUCGUUCAGGUAAAAGGAGACUAUGAGAGAGAGCAGUGGAAAAAACAGAAGCGCAUUGAGAGUGGAGAGACAUCGUGGAUGUUGCCAUCCUUAAGCAAUAGUUUGACAGUGGAGGACGACAGCCAUAAUGAUAAGGUAUUGUACGUAGUUGUUGUCUCACUAACUGUUUUGUUUUCCUUCAGAACACUCAUCAGAGUUCUUUAUUCUUAUUAGUAAAGUCCUUAAUACUUAUUAAUGAAGUGAGUAUUUAGCUGAAAGCUGAGGGAGGCUACUUACUACUAAUAUUAUUUUUAGGAACUACCCUCUUAAUGGGAUGUGUCGAUAGAUAGGGUCGCAUUUUCAUGGAUAAAUUGAGUACAAUGGGGUUGAAUUUUCAAUAGAGCUAUUAGAAUGUGGUCACACAUCUUCAGGACUUUAGAGAUAAGAAAAUUCUGGAAUUUUGUCACCGUUGGGAUUGCCAAAAUUACAUUAGCCAAAAAGUGACUAAGAUUGAUUGAGUCCAUCAUGAGGGCUUCAAAGAAUAGACUUUAAUUUGGGGUAGGGGUUCUGAGAAGCCAAUGGCAUAUACCUAGUAAAAAUUGAUCAACCCCCCCCCCCCGUCCCGCUAAGUCUAAAAGGCUUCAAAUUACAACUUACAACUUACCUGAAGGGUUGGAAGACUCACAUGGCCACGUUAAAAUUGGUUUGAGUCUUGCUUCUGAUUAGCUGAGAGAAUGGAGUAAGUUUUCUUGAAGAAUCACAGAGCAAAGUUAUUCAAUGGAAACAUACUCUUUAGGGUGAUCAAGAUAAUCUACAUGACUGUUCUAUUUUUGAAAGGAUAAAUCGAAAAAAAAGAAACACAGGAAAGAGAAGAAGCAAAAAAAGGACAAAAAGGAGAAGAAGGUAAGGAUCCCUCAAGCACAGGCUUGGUAUUCUAUAUUUGGCAAAGCACAGGUUACUUAACCUUUUAUAUAAAGGCUGCUUUAUUAAAAGUCUCAUCUCCAUGAUAUUGGGAUGAAACCCAUUUUAUAUUACAAUGAGUCCUGAGAGUCAGUAGGGUAGCAGAAUAGCACAUGGUCAGAGUGAACUUUUAUUUUCACUACUCAAUGAUCAGUAAAUCCUUUGACCCCCAAGAGUGACUGUAUUAAUUUCUCUUUACAAUAUCACCCCUGAAUCAAACAUUAAGGUCAUGAUCACCAACUAAAGAAACUCUUGGUUUCAAACAAAUACUCCUUGUCAGCAUUGUAGGAGUGUAUAGAGAACAGUAUGGAGAAUAUGCAUAGUGAUGUUAGAGUGUAAAGAGUUAAAAUAUAGCAUGUUCUGUUUCAUUAUAGCACAAGAAGCAGAAGAAAGAUACUAGUAAAGAAAACAUGUCCUCAGAUUCGGUAAGUGUCCAUCACAUGUUUUCUUUUUUCUUCCCUGGUGGAGAGCUGACCAUGUCACAUGCUCAUGUUCAAUACCAUUCCACUGCAUCCUGCUGUAAAGAAUAUUCUGCUCAUGUAAGGUUGUGCUCCCUCUCACCCAUUUCCUUUGCCGUCACCUCUAGGAGUUACAAUUAACUCCCAGAGGUGUGAACAUGUAACUUUUCCCUACAAUAUCCAUCCAUUAUCCAGCAAUCAGGGUAUGAGAAUACUCAAACUUAUCAGGUAGAAGUUGUGUUGAUCUAACAUCAAUUCCCAAAACUUAAUUACAAGGAAUUAUGUGGCAGCUAGAGGGGAGAAUUAACAAUUAGAUCUUGGGAGUUCAAGGGCUAAUGUCAAAUUGAUGAUGGAAAAAUGUUGAAAUUAUUCAGUGUCUGCCAGAAAAACUAUUUACCUAAACCAUUGACACAGGUCUGUAAAUAACACACCAGCACACCAUUGACAAAUUAAAAUGUUUUGUUCUUCAUUGUCUGGUAACUGUUUAUUAUUUGCAGGAGUCAGGAGAUGAGUGGGUGGAAAAAGAAACAACUGAUUCAGUUACAUUGUCAAAACCAGGUGAAGUUCAGGUAAGUACUUUAAAUUUAAUGUGAUUAUUUUGGAAUUAAUUCUGAGCUUAAGGACAAGUUAAUUUUGACUGAUUGUGGUGGGAGCUACAUUGAAAAGAAAAUGCCUUAUUUAAAUUUAGAAGUCGAAGGUUGAGUGAAGAACCCUGAUACAAGAAUAAAUGAUGCAAAACAAGAGAGAAAAAUGAAUAAAAAGGCUCUUGUUUGGUAAACAAAUUCUCCUUCUCAGCACCUCAGGAGAUGCAUAGAGAACAGUAUGGAGAAUAUGCAUACUGAUGUUAUAGUGUGAAGGGUGAAGGAGUAACCUGUAUUUUUGUUACAACAGGUAAUGCAACAGCAGCGUGACAGCUGGAUGCUGUGUCCACCAGUUACAUCAAGCUCUCAAGACCCAGUGCAUCAGGAGGAAGAAGAUAAUGAAAGCAAAGAUGAUGAGGAAACAAAAGCUCUGUCUUGCAUUGAUCGGGUAAGAUAAAGGAACAAUUUUUUAUUUUCAACUUAAUACUCCUAUUUACAUGAUAUAAUAUAUGUAAAAAGGGUAGAAGGCUAUUUUAUGGUGGGGAAUAGGUGAUGUAUUAAAAAGGUUUGGUGAAAAUGGUAACAAUGGAAUUUUUUUAAAAAAUGGUUUCAAACAUGGUGGAUUGACACUUACCUAUGUUCAAGAUACAUUACUGUUGUAAUAGUAAAAGCGAGAUAUUAUCUUCUGAACACUGAACUUUAUUACAUGAUAAUGAGCUAACAGGGUAACAUAUUAAAACUUGGGUGAAAGUGAAGGUGUAACUGACCAAAAAUGAAGAAAAACUGACCAAAAAACACUAACGAGGGGGAUGAAAAAAGAAAAGAAAAAAUGAAUUAAUAAGUAAAAUAAUUCCAAAACUAAUUAGACCGCGCUUAGAUCGUAUUACUGCAGUCCGUAAAAACGACUGAGGCCAAACUUAUUUGAUUUAAUUUAAACUGAAGCCAUUUGGAUCAUGUUGACAGUUAAGAAGUAGUGACUUGAUUUUAUUGGCACUCAUAGCCAGGACAGCAUGCUAAAGAAUUGAACCCAUACUGGAGAGAUGGAGGUACAGGCUUACCAUCUGAGAAGAAGAGUUCACAGGACACCCAUCACAAGGAAGGUAACAAAGCUUAGUUAACUCCUUACUAAUAAAACCCUUUCACUCCCACAAGUGACAAAAAAUUAAAUUUUUCCUCUCAAUAUCAAUACGUUUUCUAGCAGAAAGGCGACGAGAAGUGAAAAAAUUCUUAAUCAGGGGACAUUAUUUUCAGUCGCUUUGGUCGCAAUUAUAGAACAUAUGCACUCGCUGGAUUAGAAAGGAGCAGAUCUCGAUCGAUUAGCGUAAACCAAAACCGAAGUUGUCAUAGACUGCUUUUGAGUGAGUGUUAUAAAACCUAAACAAAGGUAACCACAACGGCCAAUUGGAGGAGAGGAAGAUACCUUUUAAGAGCCUAUGAAAACGUAACGUUAAGACAACCAAACUGCCAAAAGCGCGGGAAAACGCGUGACUGGUUUGAGUUUUGCAUCUGAUUGGUUGAUAGAGUGGAGUGAGUUUUCUGGACCAAUCACACAAGACGCAAAAACAAAGCAAACUUGGAUUACUUUGGACUUUCAAUCAAAAUGCGUUCUAUCUGCUAUACAGGAUAGUAAAGAUUAUCAUUAGGAGUCCAUCAAACUCAAAUUAAAAGCGAGCAAACUACCUCCAGCGUUGGAAAGCGCAAAUUACGAGUGGCAGUUGGCUUUAGUUCAGAAGCUAAGGAUGCGAUGAUGGGACAAUCGAUAGGAAGCAAAAUCAGUACUAUACUGGACCAAAACAAACACUCCUUUCAAAGCUUUCUCUCAUAUGUGAUGCAAUCCUAAAUUAGUUGCAGUGCAAAACUCUUUUGAAGUGUCCUUUACGUAGGUGAUCAUAACGAUACAAGAAAAGGCCUGUUAUUAUCCUCUCUUAGGGAAUACCGGACAUUCAUUUAGCAGUGCUUGGUUGAAGAGAGCUUAUCAAAGGGCCAAAGAUGAAGCUGAGGAAGAGGGCAAGAGUUUGGCUGAUAUUGUCGCUAAAAGAUAUGGGGUUAGUCUUUUUUUUGGUCAAUUUACAGGGUCUCAAGCUCAAAUUUUGUCCAAGUCGCAAUUUAGUGACGUCGUUUUAGUCCACAGAACAAAACUUGUGGAAAGUUGUCAGCAAAAGCCCCCUUGAGAAUUCGGAGACCAGUCAAUUUGUAAGCAGCUCAUUUGAUGUAGACCCAAAUUUUGCAAAUACCCCUUUUCCUGGCACUGAUGGGAAAUCCUUCUUUUUAUCUCCUUCAUAAUGUUAGUCUGUACAGAAACUGGAAGCUAUGAUCAAGGAGGCCGAGGAUAGGUAUUGCUUCUUUGUUUAUUUAAACCUUUUUUGUUCAUCUCUUUUGUAAUCAUUAAAAAAAAAAAAAAAAAAAUGGUUGGGCAAAGUUGUCUUCAUCAGAAGGUGUACAGUAUCGAUUGCAUGUCGUAAAACCAAACCAAAGAAACCGCAAUGGCCAAUCAGAACAAGAGAAAAUAUCACAAGUAACCACUGGGAACCCAUGUCAAAUGUACGACCUCCGAGCGCAGGAAAACCCACAUGAUCCAGUCGCGAUUAGUUUUAUUUCUUAUUGGGAUUGGUGGAGAGGAUGAUAAGUUAUUUUCUUGACCAAUCUCAGUGCGCAAAACUCCUCUUUAGAAAUAGUACUAACCGUGAUUGAAUUUAAGACGCUAAAGAGGCAGGGUAUCGAUGCGACGGUUCUGAUAUGAUUCUUUGUGAGAUAACCUAGAGAAGAAAAGCUUAGAGGAGAGGAAUCAAGGAAGAGGGACAGAGAGAGAUACAGAGGUGAUAGAGAAGGUAAAGACGAUCGACAUCGACAUCGUGACAGAGACAAAGAAUGGAGACGAAACCGGGACAGAAGUCCUAUGGACAGAUAUUCUCAGGACAAUGGAAAAACUUACAGGUCUACAAGGGAAGAAGAUGAAAAUAAAUGGAGAAGAAGACCGGGACAAGAGGAGACAGGACGCGAGCGACCUAGAGAUGAUACAAACAGAUUUGCACGUCCUGGCGACUUCGCCAGCGAUAACAGGUACUGAGUUCUGCUGCUGUGAUCUGUCACACAAAUUCUGAUAUGAGCGCAGUGGUGACAAAAUUCUGGCGAAGAGCCAAAGAGUUUCACUAUAAUUCCCUGGUCGUACGAGGGAAGCUGUCGCACGAACUUGUCAUAAAGCUGGUACAUAUUGAGCAGCUUGCCGCAGAGACUAGUUGUUGCAAAUUGUUCCUUAGAGUGACUGGCAUCUAAUUUCUCCUAAAAAUCACCCUUGUGUCAAACACGAAGGUGACGAGAAUAAAGAAAAUGAUUACUAAACAAGGAAGCUCUUGAUUGUCAAACAAAUUCUCCCUGUCAGCACCUCAGGAAGUCUGUAGAAAACAGUAUGGAGAAUAUGCAAGCUGAUGUUAGGAUGUGAAGGGUUAAAUGAGAAGUAUGUUCCAGAAAAUAUGCAAUUUCGAUCUUCGUCGUUUAAAAAUAUAGGAAAUAAAAUUCACUACUUUCCCGGUGUGCUAUUCUUAAGCGAAAAAUUUGCCUCAAAUGAGCAACUCAGUAAUAUGGACGAACACACAAAAGAAAUGUGCGCGGUUCCCUGGAAAUCGAAAAAAAUUAGAAAAGAUUGGCAUGUUUCGAAGAGAUUUCUAAGGGAUAGAGAAAGGAGGUGCGAGAUUUAGUUCUGACACAGAGAGAGAGAGAGAGAUAAGAGGUUGCCGAAUCAAAAGAAUCAGUAAGAAUCAAAAUGUGUCCACGCUGUAAAAUCUUAGGCACAUUUAAAGAUACUUUUUUGAAACGUUCGGCUGCUGUUUGGAAUCUUAAAACGUUGCCAGAGUCAUGGUUUCAUCUAUAAUUUUUAAUGGCGGAGACUAAAGUAAUGUAUGGUCUCUGGAGUAUAAAUCUCCCAGGAAAGUCGACAAUGAGGUUUUGAAUUGUCAUUCGUUCUCAAAAUUUUCACAGGUCAUCCUUCGUUGGUAAGUUUAAGCGUCCUGGCUCUUCGACAUCCACACCUCAGAGGUCUUCAACUUGGGACUUCGACUCGACCAAAAACACGAAUAAGGAAAGACACUUCUACGACAGACCGAGCUCCAGUUCCUCGGGCGGAUGGAGAAAGAAGGCAGAGAUUGGAACUGAGAAGGGGUCGUCCCCACCGGAAGUAAAGCGCACCGAGGAUAAGGAAUCAGUUCCGGAAGUGAAACUGGAACCAGAAACAGACAGCAGCUCGAGCUCUGAGGAAGAAGUCGAAGAGAAAAAAUCAGUUGUGAUUCCUGCAAAGAAAAUCACAGAAAAAGAUUUGAAUGACAUUGGGGCGAAGAUUGUUAAGGCGGAAAUCAUGGGAAACGAGGUGAGCGUUGAAAAUCUCAAUAUUUUGCCGGCUUCAAUACAUGAAAGUAGUUUCUUGAAGUGUAAGCUUUUUAUUAAUAAAGUAGCCGACUUAAACAACUUGACAGACUGUGCAAAGGGAAACGUGUUAAAUUAAGAGGUCAUUUCACGCAAGGCGAUCCGUUCUUGCGACACACUGUUGUUGGGUUAGCGCUGUAGUGACAAUUUAGCUUCGUGUGACGUGGAGAAUUUCUUUGUUUAUCUUUGUUCUCGCGUCCCCAACUUACUAAAAUUCAAACUGCUUUCACCUCGUGUCUGUUCGCAGCGAGAAAAUGAUUUGCAGCGACUUGGAAAUACACACUGAGGGCUUUGUUGCAUAGAUCUUUUCCAGCGACUUUCAACUCAAGAAAAUGCUCAAUUAAUGCUGUCGUUUCAAAUUUGCUGACAUUUUUAGCUGCUUGGUUAGUUUUGCUUUUAAUAGAUGGACAUCUUCCGAAAAUUCCGCAGGAUUUAGCGACUAAGUUGAAGGCCCAGCUGGAAGAAAUGAGAAAAAACAAGAAGCUUCAAGAAGCGCAAGUGGGAGAAAGCAGUACAACGGAGGAGCAGAUGGUUUUAUUAACACGAACCGAUGCGACAGGAAACGUGUGGCCGGUGGAAAUGACAGCUGAGGAAACGAGGGGAGGACGAAAGAAGCGACGAAAGGUAAAAACAUUCGGGGGAACUGCUAGCUUAAAAUUUUUGUUACACUUUCAUUUGUUGAAACAUACGGAUGCCACUUUACAAUUUUUCUUUAUCUACCUUUCGUUGCCGUUCCUUAGUCAAUAGUGUAGACGAGAUAUCUUCAAUGAACGUGUAUGAGACUUUACAAUAUUUUUAAGGUUUUUUGAUCCCUGAGGUUGUCAUGUUAUGGUGUUUCGAGAAUUCUACUGAUUUUGAAUGAGCUCCACAGCCCUUUUACUCCUAAGAUCUGAAUAUGAGUUCUCUGUACUGUCUACCAUACAUUUCUUUUAACUGUAGCUCUGAGAAUUCAGUGUGAAAUCAAACAAUAUUCCUUUCUUGACAUUUUCCUUUAUUCCCAUCACCUCUCUGUUUGAAAAAGAGGUUUCAUCGCGAGGAGAAAUUUCUCAUUCUAGGAAGUCAAAGGUUUAUAGAGUUUUUCUGUCGCCCAUCGUGGAGUUGUUCACACUCGCAGUUGUUUGAGAGCUUGAUUUAAAACAAAACCUGCCAACCGAAAAAGGUCUUUUGACCGAAGAGCUCUUUGGUAUGUAUCUAUCAUUGUUCUUACACAACGUAGGUAGCCACACAUGGUAAGGAAGGCAAAAGAGAGAGGUACUUCGCAGAUGACGACAAUUAUGAUCUGAAGGAAAUGGUGAGAAGAGAGAAAACGAACUCUGGACGAAAUGAUCCCAUGAUGGCAAAAAUGUUCAAGGUAAUCAAAGGCACGCAAUGCGUGCAUAUUGUUUCGAGGCUUAAAACUCUAACAAAAGCAAUUAUAUCUAUGCAGUGCGCACAGAUCACAGUGGUCCGUGCUUGCCUAGGUUAAGAAUGCCGAGACGGUAUAGUCGUUUGUGAGCCAAGAAGGGCAACCGAUUUCACAGGUAUACAUACAAAAUACAUUUAUCGCUCAUAUAAGUAGCCUACUAUCGCUAACUAUUUCCGUUUGUCACUUUUCUCCACGCGAUUGAAAAGUGACAAUCGGAGAUUCAUCUGCGUUCUUAGACUACAGCUUUAAGUUUAGAGCGCGUAGCACACGUUUUCUCAGCUCAAAAGUAGCCCACCCCUAGUAGGAAAAACAUGGUAUACCUGAGCAUAUUUUAUGACGGGGAAAUGAAAAAAAAAAGGCUGUAAAGAAGACGAGUAAGAAAUUGUUGAGUGUAUUUUUUCAUCACUUUGUUAUAAACUUUUUCAGAGAGCGAAAUGUGGCCUUAAGUUGGCUUCAUUCCAUACGACGUUCUUUUCGGAAGCUGAGUUUCAGAUACUAGGAAUCAAGUUUAGUUGAAAGAUAGUUAACACAUCCCCUCGGCAUAGUUGGGUUCAGAGCCUUUGAUAAAAGUUGGAGGGUAUAUUUAUACAACUGAUCAUAAACGAAUGUCUCUCCAUGCAGGCAAGCACAAAAUUCUCAGACGACUUCGACAUAGACGACCAUUUUGUGUCAUCUGCUGCCCAAGAGAGAUCUGCAGCCGAAAUUGAACAACGGGAGAAGCAGAGAGCUAUUAAAGGUGAGUAAAGCUCUUAAUUAGCACAACCCGACAGAAUAUACCGUCCAUAUUGUAGCAAAAACGUGACCCUUUCUCUUGUUCCAGAGCAAGUAUUUAAGAACCCCAGAUGGCGAAUUUAAGUGAUAAAAUUCGGUUGUUUUGAAACUUAACUGGAUAACAGAAUACUUAUUAUAGUCAUUUAAAAAAAAAAGGUUAAGUCUGUACUGGAGCCAAGUGGCCCUGCCAACCGGAGCUUGUCCCAGUUUCCUUCGCUUGAAACGACAAGGAGUAUCACUACUCCUCCCCCUCCCCCCCCAUGGGAUGCCAGUCCAUCACGAGGUUACCCCCCAGCAGAUGACAAUUCACCGGAUUCUCCUGGGUGGAGAGAGGCAUGGUGAGAGUAAAGUGUUUUUCCCAAAAACACAACUCAGUGACCCAGCCUGGUCUUGAACCCAGACCUCUCGACCCGCAGACCAGCGCAAUGUUCAUCAGCUCACCGUGUCUCCCAUUUAUGAUGAAAAUGAAUUCGAUGUGUUUUGCUGUUUAUCAUUUCAUCCAGAACAUAGACAGUUGGCUGCUCAACUCGCACGAUGUCGCUUCUGUUUUGAGAACCCUGACAUCGCCAAACAUCUCAUUAUUGCCAUAGGACUUAAGGUAGGGUGAGCUGUGUGUUAUUUUAGGCUUAACCCUGUACACCCAACAUCAGUAUCCAUAUUCUCUUUACUCUUCUAUAUACAUUUCCUUUAUUACUACCAAGGAGAAUUGGGUUAAUAAUCAGAGCUUCUUAGGUGGGUGAUCGUUUUCUUUAUUCUCAUGAUCGUAAUGAAUGACUCAGCAGUAUUACUGUGAGGAGAAAGUAGGUGCUGGUCACUCUUAGGGUUCAAAGAGUUAAGGUAGGGUGUAAUGUGCCUGUGCAGGUUAGCAGUAAGUAGCUACUGUGGGAAAUGUUUUAGAAUCAGAGAAAAUCCUUGAUAUUUUAUGAUGGGCCAAAACAAAAUGGAUAACUGUGAAGGAACCGACCUGGAGUCCAUCGUGCGAACUGUUAGUCCACCUCGCCUACCGCUUAAGGGAUUGUUAAGAAUCUUACUUCUCUUUAUGUAGGCUCGAUUUCCGUCGUUUUCUUGAGUCCGGUCUUUGAUCCCCCUCCCCCCGUGACUUUGGGGGGGGGGGUUAGCGCUAGCUCAUUUCUCGAACAGCGGUCAGUAAUCGAGUCUACUCUUCAUGAUGUCUACAAGAAAGUGUGUAUUUUUCUAGGUUUACCUGGCGCUUCCUCUGCACGAGUCUCUCACAGAAGGUCAUUGUCUCAUCAUUCCAAUGCAACACUGUUCUGCGGCUACUAUGCUGGACGAAGACGUUUGGAGUGAAAUUCAGGUUUGGUUUUGAAACGAUCGAAUUUAUUGGGAUAUUUAGAAUUUUUAAACUUUUCCGAGAUGAGAAUUAUCGGUUUCUUUUUGGUAUUCAACGCUUUUUGCUAUCUCCACACAGAUUUACAAAAAAGGCCUCACGAGAAUGUUUGAAGAAAAGGUAAGAAAAUGUUAAGCUAUCCACACUGUAACUAAGCCUUGAACUCCCGAGAUCUCGAUAUCAAUUCUCCUUUCUGUCUUCUAUACAUUUCCUAUCACUUAAACGUUAAGAAUUUGAUUCUAAAUCAAACAAUUUCCUAUUGUAGAUAAAUUUAUUUCUUCUCAUCACCUUUUUGGUUCACACUGUGUUGAUGCUGUAAGGAGAAAUUGCUUGUCGGUCACUGUUGAGAAGGAAGGGGUCAAACCCAGAUAAGGAGAAUGCAACUGCUUCUAGUGAUCUUUGACAUUUUUCAAUCAAUUGGAAAGCUAUCGAUUUAGCCUUCUGAACGAAAGUUUUCAGGACAAAAAAAUCUGCGGCAAGGGCAAAGGAAAAGUAUUCUCGACUUCCGGCAGCCUGUACGUCGUGAAAACGCUGUGCCCAAACUCCCUGAUUAUCACUGAUUACAGAAGAAAUGUUUUAUUCUCCUCAGUUGUGUGCCUGACUUUGAGUUGGGAGAAGUUGAAUAGUCAAUCUUAUUUUACACAGGAGGAGGACGUGGUUUUUAUAGAAACCCACAAACAGUUGCGGAAACAGCAUCACAUGAUUAUCGAAUGCAUUCCUCUCCCCAAAGAAGUUGGAGAUAUGUCUCCCGUUUAUUUUAAGGUGGGACCCUAAGCGUAAUGAUUAAAAGAACCUGUCCUAUUCUACAAAGCACUUUCGACUGCGCUUUAGAAAUCAUUCGCAAAAUUUCUCAUUUUUCAAAAAUUGAUCUUCAAUGUUUAAAAAUAACUUUAAAGUUUAAAUACCAACAUGGAAUCGAGGAAUCUAAGAGAGCAAGCGUAUUUCUUUGAAGCUCGAACCGUUUUGAAACUGCAACAAGCGAAGGAAGUAGUCAUGGCUCUCCAUGGACAUGGCUCCAAUGCUAUAGCAAAUUGGCUAGUGGACUCCAGAAACUGGCCCACUUUUGCAUGUCCAAUGUUUGACCGCUGUGCCAUGCUUCUCUUCGUGAUUUACCUCACGGUUAUGAACGCGGAGUCGCUUUGAAAACCAGCCGCUCCGGGAAGUGAGAGAGUCUUAGCACAUAAUUGCUGCAAAUAGAUUGCGUGUGUGUUAGGUUCACGUCGUUAACCUCUAAUAAAUCUCAUUUGUUUUCCUUCAAACAGAAAGCCAUAUUGGAAUCGGACACAGAGUGGGCACAAAACGUGAAAUUGGUGGACACAAGGAAGAAAGGACUACGUGUAUCAAUUCCUAAGGGUCUUCCAUAUUUCAGCGUCGAGUUCGGACUGGAUGGGGGAUUUGCACAUGUCAUCGAGGAUGAAGCGUUGUUUCCUUUAUAUUUCGGCAAAGAAAUUAUCGGGGGUAUGCUCGACCUUGAGCCGCAGAGAUGGAGAAAUCCGCGGCGUGAGAACUUUGAGCAUCAUAAGAGAAAGGUGCUGCAAUUUGCAGACUGGUGGAAACCUUACGACUGGACACGAAAGAUAGAAAGAGAUUGA
This is a messenger RNA of Pocillopora meandrina, 11769 nucleotides long. The record is from the annotation of a GenBank genome assembly. NCBI's taxonomy places the organism in Eukaryota, Metazoa, Cnidaria, Anthozoa, Scleractinia, Pocilloporidae.